UUGCAUCCACACAAAGACAACUAGUCUCUUUUUUAAAGAUGCUCAGCAGGAUGUUGUUAGUGUGCCUCAUGUCUGUCAGUGUGUUCAGUUCAGCCUCCUCACUGAGCUGCAGAUGGAUGGAUCAUAAAUUCAGUCAGCACAGUCUGAACUCUCUGAAUCUAAUAGAUGCUAUGGCUAAUAAUUCCACUAACACCACUGAGGAGGCUGAAGUGGACUUCCCUAAUGAUCUGUACAGCCAGGCCUCCAAAGCUUCAGCUGAGGACAAACUGAGUUUCACAGUUCAGAUCCUGGAGGAGAUGGUCUCCCUGUUUGAGGAGGAUCACAGCUCUGCAUCAUGGGAGGAGAACACAGUGGAGCACUUUCUCAUUGUUGUGACCCAGCAGGCUGACGGCCUCCACGCCUGUAUUGGGAGUCACAGCAACAAGAAGAAGAACAAGAAGCUGCAAAUGUAUUUCAAGAGACUCUCACACCAUGUCCUGGAGCGAAUGGGCCACAGUGCUGAAUCCUGGGAGCUGAUCAGGAAGGAAAUGAAAACCCAUCUGACGAGAGCAGACCAGCUGGCUUUGUCUGUACUCACCAACUAA
Sebastes umbrosus (honeycomb rockfish) is the source of this 584-nucleotide messenger RNA. Its product is annotated as interferon a3-like. Gene Ontology annotation, biological process: defense response; response to exogenous dsRNA. Lineage: Eukaryota; Metazoa; Chordata; Actinopteri; Perciformes; Sebastidae. The record is from RefSeq and is a predicted model, not a curated record. Gene Ontology annotation, cellular component: extracellular region. Bases 39 to 584 code for a protein of 181 amino acids. Gene Ontology annotation, molecular function: cytokine receptor binding. The transcript is spliced from 5 exons.